AUGGCAGAGCCUCAGUCCUACUCCAAGGAGAUGCCUGAGAAGGGCGCGCAUCCCCUCGAGGAGCAGCCUGUUGAGCUAGCACCCCUUGACGAGAUCAAAAAGGGUCGCUGGGAGCGUAGUUGGCCCACUAUUGCCUGUGGUGCUGGUCUGUUUUCUGAUGGCUACUUGAAUGCGAUCAUUGGUCCUGUCGGUACCAUGCUCCAAAAAAUCUACGGGGAUGGAUACACCAACUCGACAGCCCAACAGAAUGUCUCUUCGAUUGUUUUUGCCGGCACUGUUGUGGGUAUGCUGCUAUUUGGCUACACUAGUGAUCACUGGUCACGCAAAUGGUCUUUGAUGAUCUCCACUAUUAUCCUGUUUGUCUUUGCAGCUCUCGGUGCUGGCUCAUAUGGAGCUGGCGGUAGCCUGGGUGGCAUGCUUGCUGCUUUGACGGCCUACCGUUUCUUCUUGGGGGUUGGAAUCGGCGGAGAAUACCCUGCUGGAUCAGUAGGCGCGGCGGAGAAUACUGGAGAGCUCAAGCAAGGUCAUCGCAAUCGUUGGUUUGUGAUGUUUACCAACUUCCAGAUUGAUUUCGGUUUCGUGGUUGCUGCUUUGGUGUCCAUGAUUCUGGUCUUGAUCUUCACUGAGAAGCAUCUGCAUGCUUGCUGGCGUGUGGCUCUGGGGCUGGGAGUAAUCCCUCCUCUGAGUCUAAUGUACCUCCGACUGAAGUUGAAUGAGCCCGAGGAGUUCACCCGGGAGCGCAUGCAUAAGUUUCCCAUCCUGCUGAUCAUCAAAUUCUAUUGGAAACGUUUGGCUGUUGUUUCUAUUAUCUGGUUCCUUUACGACUUUUCUGCCUACAGCUUCGGUAUUUAUUCUUCUGCUUGGCUAUCGAUUAUCUUAGGUGACAACGCUCCCUUGUGGAAGAGUUUCGGUUGGUCUACCUUGGUCAAUUCUUUCUAUAUUCCAGGUUCCGCCCUUGGAGCUUUCAUGAGCGACUGGAUUGGCCCUCGCUACACCCUUGCCAUUGGUGUUGGGCUCCAGGGCAUCAUCGGGUUCAUCAUGGCCGGAUGUUACAAAUGGCUUGCGACCCCGGAAAACGUGGCAGCCUUCGUUGUUGUAUUCGGAAUCUUCUCUGCCCUCGGUGAGAUGGGACCUGGCGACAACAUCGGUCUCUGCGCCGCCAAGACUAGCGCGACUGCUAUCCGUGGCCAAUACUACUCAUAUGCUGCUGCUUUCGGGAAAAUCGGAGCUUUUGUGGGCGCCUAUGUGAUUCCAGUCAUCCAAAAGAACGCACCCAACCCAAUCCGCGCAGGCCAGGACCCAUUCUUCGUCUCCAGCGCACUGUGUAUUUUGGCCGCAUUCAUGGCCAUUUUCAUGUUGCCGCAGAUUAACCAGGACACCAUCACUUUCGAGGAUGCUAGGUUCCGCGACUAUCUCCAGGCUAAUGGCUACGAUACCACGACAAUGGGCGAUCGCAACCGCCAGACCGAAACUCGCGUACAAGAGUAA
Penicillium coprophilum is the source of this 1488-nucleotide messenger RNA. Its product is annotated as putative MFS phospholipid transporter (Git1). The record is from RefSeq and is a predicted model, not a curated record. Gene Ontology annotation, cellular component: plasma membrane. NCBI's taxonomy places the organism in Eukaryota, Fungi, Ascomycota, Eurotiomycetes, Eurotiales, Aspergillaceae. Gene Ontology annotation, molecular function: carboxylic acid transmembrane transporter activity. Gene Ontology annotation, biological process: carboxylic acid transport; transmembrane transport. Bases 1 to 1488 code for a protein of 495 amino acids. The transcript is spliced from 6 exons.